UAUUUACAAUCAACCACUUCGCAAAUUUUUCGCCACAAUUCGGGUAGGAUCACAUUCCUGAAGAUUGAUAGACAAGCACAUCGAUUGGAUAAAAUAUUCUUAUCUCCCUUCUCGGGGUUUGCCUGAGCUGGCCUGGUCAAUGUCCUCUUCAUCUGGCGGCCUGACACUGCCCGACGAAAUAUUGUCUGUGGUAUGUGAAGAACUCGGUCGCGAGGGCGACUUUAGGACUCUCUACCGAUGCGCUCGAAGCUCAAAGUCGUUGGCAGAUCCGGCCCUCAGGACCAUGUACCAACAGCAUCAGACAUCUCCAGUCUUCGAGCAACGGGAUGACCUAGAAGUCCGUCAGAAGGCGGUCGACUACACUACUAGAGCUGCUGAGCAAACCCAAACCUUCCGGAAGUGGACUGUCCUGUGGCGCUCAAUCGUACUGUCUAGUCUCGAUGAUUUUACUACCUAUAAGCCAUACUGCCGCUACAUCAAGGCACUAGAUUUCCGCAAUCUGUCGGCCAUGCUAGACGACUACAAGUUCACAGGCCCCAUUCGCAAAUCAUUUUUUGCUGGCCGUCUCCAACCCUUUCAUUUUCCCAAAAAGGAGUUCGCCAGGCAGACCGUGGAUGUCAUCGCUACCGUCAAUGCCAUUGGAGAAGCAGUCACUGAGAAGGCGACCUUGCUAGAGGAGAUUGACGGGCACAUCAGUCCUGGAUUCUUACCGAGGUGGAUAUCCCGGUCUCGGAAACUGCAAACAUUGGUCUUGUGGAAAGGGGACGCUCUUGCCAGUGGUGCAGGUGCCGCCAUUGCUGAGCAUUGUGAACAUUUCAAGAGCCUGACGAUACACGAAUGGAGAUCCGCGGACGCGGAUGAUGCUUUUGCGACUUUCCUGGACGAGCUAAACCCGGACACAUUGAGCUACUUUGAAAUGAUCAGCUACAACGACCUAGGAAGACGGUCCUUUGAGGCGUUGGGACGUCACAGGACGCUACAAGAACUAGAUUUGAGCAAUCUCAAUCAAGAGGCCAUGCAGAACCUGAACGCGCUCAAGGGAUGCACCGAGAUACGCACACUCAAGCUCGACGAUAGUGCUGGAAAUGUCCAGCUAGAAGCCAGGAACCAUGACGUUUUCAUUGAAGUGGUGGGAUGGCUCAGCUCCUGUCGGAACCUGCGGGAUCUCACCCUCAAGAACUUUUUCGAUGGUCCUGCCAUCCUUGCCCAGGUCCUGUAUUCACCCGGUGUGAAACUGAGCAAGCUAUCUCUGGAAGGGUAUUCUGUUCGAUAUACCAGUGCACGGCUAUUCCACAGUGCGCUUGCUGAGCAGAGCAGUCUGGAAUCAGUGUGGCUCAAGGGCAACGGUGAAGAUACCACUCCUGAUGACCUUCAAAUAAUGGUUCAAGGUUUGUGCAAUAUGACAAAUCUGCGGGAGCUCGUCCUCAAAGACGUGUCGGAUGAGUUUUCGGAAGAGCACAUCAUCGCCCUUGCCCUGAGCCUCCCACUGCUUGAAGACUUCUGGACCAGUGGCGAAGAAGUCUCAGCUGAUAUUCUGCCCGCACUCCUCAAUUUGAAGUAUCUGAAGAAUCUGACGCUGUACGCAAUGACCCAGUUCCCAGCGGAUGCCCUGAUCGACUUCAUAACGAACCUUGACCCGGUGACUCAGAAAGGGUUCAACUUGUCUUUGAUGGCCUCGCAUCCGGAAUUUGAUCUGACCGACGGGGAGCAAGACCUAAUUCGUGACUGCAUUCGGACACACCUUGACGGUCGAUUUGACUUUGUCCUGUGGCGUGACGCCGAUACCAGCGACAGUGACGAAGACUGAAUGAUGCACUAGCCUCGUGCCAAUAAUGUCAAAAAUCACGUCGCCGACGCCUCUGAUGCCUUGAUCAGGGCUCCUUCCAGUACCUGACAGAAGUGGAACACGUCCACGGAGGAGUUGUAUAGGGGUGCUGGUGCGACUCUGAUGACGUCCGGUUUUCUUUCAUCAACGACAAUGCCUUGGUGC
This is a messenger RNA of Exophiala viscosa, 1990 nucleotides long. RefSeq lists its product as uncharacterized. Gene Ontology annotation, cellular component: SCF ubiquitin ligase complex. The record is from RefSeq and is a predicted model, not a curated record. The coding region runs from base 140 to 1807 and encodes 555 amino acids. The transcript has 2 exons. NCBI's taxonomy places the organism in Eukaryota, Fungi, Ascomycota, Eurotiomycetes, Chaetothyriales, Herpotrichiellaceae. Gene Ontology annotation, biological process: SCF-dependent proteasomal ubiquitin-dependent protein catabolic process.